This is a messenger RNA of Kwoniella mangroviensis CBS 8507, 303 nucleotides long. RefSeq lists its product as uncharacterized. The record is from RefSeq and is a predicted model, not a curated record. The transcript has 2 exons. NCBI's taxonomy places the organism in Eukaryota, Fungi, Basidiomycota, Tremellomycetes, Tremellales, Cryptococcaceae. Bases 1 to 303 code for a protein of 100 amino acids.
AUGGACGAACUCUUUUUCUUCUUCGUCCUCUUUUGUGGCCUCUUCCUCCUCGCUUCAAUCAUAUACUGCUUCCUCUCCACCUGCUUGGGUAUACAGAUACGAAGUUCAGAUAUCAAGGAAGCUUUCUCAUUACCUACACCUGCCAGAAUCCGAGCUAGAGACGAAGAACGCCGGAGAAGGAUGGACCAGAUGGGUGGAUAUGAGAUGGACGAUAUAGGGUAUGAGAGGGUAGGCGGGAUGUCGUCGGGUGCGGAGGAAUCUGAGAUGAUGAGGAGGGGUGGGCCUUCAAGAGGUUUUUUCUAG